UGAUGGCCGAUGGGCUUGCAGGGCAGCAAACGCGCAUGGACACCUCACAUUGAAACUGCACCUGUCUUUGCGAGCACAUCUGACUGUCCACGCGCAACCUCAUACCCAGGUAGUCAACAGCGGUGGCACUGCCAUCAUCAACUGCACGUGGGCAGGUUGGCCUUCCCCUCGGCUUGAAUGGCUGCACAACGGCAUUCCAGUAUCUGGCGUGACAGGUGGAAGACUUCGUCUGCAAAACAAUGGGGAACAAUUAGUUAUUGCAUCUUUACAUCGCGCUGAUAAAGGAGUAUACCAGUGUGUGGCCAGGAAUGAGAGGGACUCAGCUCAAGCUAGCGCAGAGUUAAGGCUAGGAGAUACUGCACCGGAACUCCAAUACACCUUCAUUGAGCAAGUACUACGGCCAGGACAAGUGGUCACUCUUAAGUGUUCCGCAGCUGGAUCACCACCUCCACACUUCACAUGGCUACUUGAUGGACAGCCACUUAACACCAUGGCAAGAGGACACAGGUACAGCAUAGAACAGUUUGCGACAAAAAGCAACGAAGUCGUAAGCUACCUCAACAUUACCGCAGUGAGGUCGGAAGACGGCGGCCUGUACACAUGCAGAGCAGCCAAUUCUCUCGGGGAAAUAUCUCACACCUCGAGACUCAAUAUAUAUGGUCCACCGUAUGUGCGAUCGAUCGGACCCAUAAGAGCAGUGGCUGGGAGAGAAUUGGUCUUAUAUUGUCCGUACUCUGGUUAUCCAAUCAGCUCGGUCCGAUGGGAACGUGAUGGAAACCAACUGGAAUGGGAGGGUAGUUCAUCUAGUUCAGUGGGUACAAGUGCUACCGGUGUGGGAGUGACUGGUGCGUUACGACUAGCGCGCGUGGAAGCGGGCAGUGCUGGCGCUUACACCUGCAGUGCAGUAGGACCGCACGGGGAGAUAGCGCGCAGAGAACUGCAGCUGAUUGUCAGCAACCCACCCGAGAUCGAGCCGUUUUCCUUUUCGGCAAACCUGCAGGAAGGCAAGCGGGCCCAAGUCAGUUGCAGUGUGGCGUCUGGUGACAUGCCAGUUCGUUUUGCCUGGCUUAAAGAUGGAGCACCAAUACCAGCUGACUUACAGGUCGAAGAACGCGGGGCAGAUUUUUUCAGCAACCUCGUAUUCAAAGAGGUGUCGGCCAGACACAGCGGUCUAUACACGUGUGUCGCGUCCAACAACGCGGCCAAAGUUAACUAUACCGCCGAGCUGGUCGUCAAAGUAUCGCCAAAAUGGUUAAGGGAACCAGCUGAUGCAGCGGUGUUGGCAGGCGAGCCACUCCCUUUACACUGCCAUACCACAGGUUCACCCACCCCACACACCACAUGGCUUAAACAAAGAGCGGGAUCUGCAUCAGAUUUCGUACCCUUGGUAAAUCUAGGAGGAAGGUUUCAGUUCUUGUCAAACGGAACGUUAUGGAUCGAAGCGGCGCUGCCCUAUGACGAAGGAUACUACAUGUGCCGAGCAGAAAAUGGCGUUGGAACCCCGCUCUCAAAGACUAUAUUUGUUGCAAUUAACGAGCCGGCUCGUUUUGAGGUGACAUCACACAACGUGUCGGCGCGGCGCGAGGCGGGCGCCACGCUGGCGUGCGAGGCGCGCGGAGACGCACCGCUUCGCCUCUCAUGGUCGCGUGAUGGCUUACCUCUCGACCUCUCCACUUAUAGAUUAAGUGUCUCAGAAGCAAAGACUGAUAGUGGUUUAAGGUCUCAACUAUACAUCAGCCGCACCGACCGUCCAGACUCCGGCGUGUACAAGUGCCAAGCUGUUAACGCCUAUGGUCACAGUGACCACUAUAUUUAUCUAUCCGUCCAAGAAAAACCCGAAACUCCUCAAUCGCUGUCCGUGACGGAGAUACAGUCGCGCGCAGUGCGCUUGUCAUGGAGCCUGCGCUUCGACGGCAACUCGCCGCUGCUGGGCUACACGCUGCAGCACGCGGCGCUGUCGGCGCAGGGCGCUCUGCGCGUGUCUCGCUGGGACGCGGCCGAUACGCUCAACGUGUCGCUACACGGCUCGCACUCGCACUCCCACAUCACGUUAACAAAAAAAGGCGAUAUCCACUACGAGGCAUUGCUCAGUAACCUGCGACCUCACACGGCGUACAUGAUCCGCAUCGCAGCUAAUAAUCAGAUCGAUCGCAGUGAUUUCACGGAGCCUGUAGUCGUGAAGACACAAGAAGAAGCUCCAUCAGAAGCCCCGACCGGCGUGUCGGUGUCGGCGGGCGCGGCGGGCGAGCUGCACGUGACGUGGCGCGCGCCGCCGCGGGACGCGUGGCACGGCGAGCUGCUCGGGUACUCCGUCAGCUGUACCGAGCUGGGCACGGACAUCGUAACGCUACCCAAUUCUACCAGAACAUUAACAGUCAAUGGAUGGUCAGCAACCGAGCUAACACUGUCAGCACUAAAAAAGUUCACUCGAUACGAAGUGCGUGUCCGUGCCUUCAACGGAGUUGCCGCGGGACCGCCGUCCGCGCCUGUCACUGCUACCACUUUAGAAGGAGUUCCCGAGGCUGCACCAACACGCGUCACAUGCACGGCUCUAUCGUCGUCCAGUAUGAAGUUGUCGUGGACGCCGCCGCCGCCUGCGCUGCGAGCGGGCCUCAUACAGGGAUACAAGGUCAUCUACGCGGCUAUUUCCACUGACCACGCAGAAGGAGCAGAGUUGAAACGCGUUUCGACAACAGAAACAUACUUGCACGCUCUACAUAAGUAUAGUAACUACUCGGUUCAAGUGGCCGCGUACACCGCAGCGGGAGACGGCAAACGAAGUGCGCCAGUCUACUGCAUGACUGAGGAGGAUGUUCCUUCAGCGCCCGAGAAAAUCAAAGCACUACCUUACUCCAGUGACUCGGUGCUUGUGAGCUGGCUACCGCCUGUACAUCCUAAUGGUGUUAUAUCACAUUACACAGUCUACUAUAGGGAGGCUGGGCGGUUAGGUAAACACUCGAGCUUCACGGUGUCGGCUGAUAAGAACCAGGAAACGGAGUUGAUGUUCCAAGUGAGGAACUUAAUGGAGAAUCAACUUUACGAGUUCUGGGUGUCUGCAACCACGGGCUCAGGAGAGGGGGAGUCGACGCUCGUAGUGGGGCAGGGACCUAGUUCGAGAAUCCCGGCGCGCAUCGCGUCGUUCGGCGGCGCGGUUCGCGCGGCGCUGGGCGGCGGCGCGCUGCUGGCGUGCAGCGCCGUGGGCGCGCCCGCGCCGCGCACGCGUUGGGCACACGCGCGCGCACCCGUCACGCACCACCGCUACUACCAGGUCACGCGGAAUGGCCAUCUGCAUAUCAGAGAGGUAAACGAACAGUCAUCAGGCAACUUCACGUGCACGGCCACGAACAGCAUUGGCGAGGACUCCAUCGUGUACUCGGUGCGCGCAGUGCUGCCGCCUGGCGCGCCCGCGCUGUCGCUGCAGUACACCACCGCCACCAGCAUCAAGCUGCACUGGCGGAUGCCGGAGUCUGAUCAACCUGUACUGGGUUAUAUCCUCCAGUACAAGCAGGCAUCUGAAACAGACUGGCAUAGUGUUGAACUGUCUCCAGAACAAACUUCAUACACUAUGGACAUGCUUAAAUGUGGUACUACUUAUAACGCUAAGAUCCAAGCUCAGAACAAGAUAUCUUUGGGACCACCGAGUGAAAUUCUUACUGCGACAACAAGAGGUGGACGUCCAAAGGCCCCAAAGCCGGAAGAACACGUACACACGAACGCGACUGCCAUUAAAAUCAAUCUUUACGCGUGGCGAGACAGCGGUUGUCCCAUCCUCGGCUUUCGUGUCGCCUACCGCCGUGCAGGCGACGAACACUGGAUACAAGCGGGAUCGGGGCUGAGCGCGGCGCGGCACGUGGUGGGCGCGCUGGCGCCGGGCGCGUGGUACGAGCUGGCCGUGGAGGCGUGGAGCGACGCGGGCGUGGAGCGCGUCACGCUGCUCGCCGACACGCACACUCUUGCUGGAGGUCGUAUCCCCCCACUGCGCGUGUCCCCGCCGGCGACGGGUGGCGCGCGCACGGGCUCGAUGCGCACGGCGCUGGUGUGGUGCGCCGCCAGCGCGCUUGUCGUGGUGGCGGCGCUGGCGGCGCUGCUGUGCCUGCUGCACGCCAAGCGCAAAUUUUUCUGCUUAUCAAAUGACCACUAUUUGCGGGAUAACAGAAAACUGAGCGAAAGUAAUGAAGCUGAAAGAGAAAAACUUCGAGAUGGUCAUAAACUCUACUCGUCCUCGUCGAUAAACGGCAACGAGAAAUCCAACGAUGAUUCGUCAGCUGAACUGUACGAGAUCAGCCCGUACGCGACGUUUGGCGGCGGCGCGGCGGCGCACUCGCUGCAGUUCCGCACGCUCGCGCGCCGCGACGACGACGCCGCGCCGCCGCACCGACGGCGCCGGCGCGCCUGCGACCACUAUCGAUACGACGAAUCAAGUCUCUCAAAGUGCUCGACGGUAGAGGCUCGACACCGACUGCGCGCAACACCAGCUCCCGCGCCCGCACACCCGCCGGCGCACUGGCGCGAGCGGUCCGACUCCGACGACUACAGCGACAGCGCUGCCAACACCACCACCAAGGGUUCGGGCGGGUCGGGUGGUGGCAGCGCAUACGGCAGCGGCCGGCGCACCGCCAGCAGCGGUGGUCAAAACGGGAGUGACGGCCUCUCGGGGUGCUUCGCGCCCGUGCCACCUGAUAUAUCUUCAUUAAUAGACAAAUACCAGCAGAGGAAGGAACAAGAACGUCGGGAAUGCACGAUUCACGUGUAACAUCCCAUGGUCCAUUGUAGAUUUUAUAUACAUUAGUACUCUAACAAAUUCUAACUCUUGACUAAAACCGUUCUGAACAAAUUUACCUGUAUUAGAUAGGUUUUUGAUGGAAUAAGCUUUUUGCGUCUUAAUAUUGUAAUAAUAUAAAAAAAUUACGGAUUAUUCAAUGCGAAAACGUCAGCACUGAUUCAAAUUUAAAUGCAAGCCAGAGUUUGCUAUAAAACUACAAAGAAAUUCUGGUAAAUUUUUACGCCAUCUUCAUCACGGAAAAAGUACCUGGGACGCUUUACGUCUAUAGUAUAGCUGCAAGAGAGAUUUUCUUUUCGUACUCGUAUGCUAUUUCUAUUAAAACCAAAAGUGUUCCGAUUAAAUCAUUACCUAAAAAUCUAAAGAAUAUUUCUAAAUUUGCAUUAUACAUUGUUUUCUAAAAUAAUGAGAAUAACUGUUUUGACACCAUUUUUUUUUAGCUUUCGACUUGAUUGUAAGUUGUGAUAAGUGUAAGAGCCGUCAGGCGUUAGUUAAAUUUGAUACUGCCUACAUUUGAUAUAAUAAUAUCACCGGUUCCUAUACAUAAAUGUAUUUAACUUAUCAUAAAUGGUUUAAAUUUAUAAGUUUC
This is a messenger RNA of Nymphalis io (European peacock), 5369 nucleotides long. It is a transcript of the gene Dscam3, whose product is annotated as cell adhesion molecule Dscam2. The transcript has 32 exons. Gene Ontology annotation, cellular component: plasma membrane; axon. Gene Ontology annotation, molecular function: protein binding. NCBI's taxonomy places the organism in Eukaryota, Metazoa, Arthropoda, Insecta, Lepidoptera, Nymphalidae. The record is from RefSeq and is a predicted model, not a curated record. The coding region runs from base 491 to 4753 and encodes 1420 amino acids. Gene Ontology annotation, biological process: cell-cell adhesion; axon guidance.